This is a messenger RNA of Vespa mandarinia (Asian giant hornet), 962 nucleotides long. RefSeq lists its product as uncharacterized. NCBI's taxonomy places the organism in Eukaryota, Metazoa, Arthropoda, Insecta, Hymenoptera, Vespidae. Gene Ontology annotation, cellular component: plasma membrane. The record is from RefSeq and is a predicted model, not a curated record. Gene Ontology annotation, molecular function: olfactory receptor activity; odorant binding. Gene Ontology annotation, biological process: sensory perception of smell; detection of chemical stimulus involved in sensory perception of smell.
AUGAGAGAACUUCUAAAUCGUGUGCAAAUAGAUUAUACUUUAUUCACUACAGAUGGUGAAAUGAAAAUCAUACUCAAGUAUGCUGAAGAUGGAAGAAAAUUUACUAUUACUUAUAUAGGUUUUUUUCUGGUAUCAAUGCUUUUAUUUAUGAUUCCACCAUUGAGAACUAUUAGUAUGAUUAGCAUAAACGAUACCAUAGAACGACCAUUUGUUCAUCACGUUGAAUAUUUUGUUGACUCUCAAACAUUUUAUUGUCCUAUUAUAUUACACUCUUGCAUAGUUAUCUUUAUCUGUGUUUACGUAUUCUUUACCGUCGACACAAUGUUUGUGCUAUUGGUGCAACAUGCUUGUGCAUUGUUUAAAGCAUUAGGAUAUCGACUACACUAUAUAACCGAAAAUGAUGAUGAUAUUAUGAUGAUAGACUUGAAUCCUUCAAAAUCAAAUGAUAAAUUUUAUCAGAAUAUUUCCGAAUGCGUUCGUAGACAUCGAGAUGCAAUAGAGUUUGCCAAUCUUUUGGAAUCCUAUUAUUCUACGUCCCUUUUUCUCCAAACAGGAUUCAACAUGAUUGAAAUAAGUAUCACAGUCUUUCAGGCUACGAUAAAUGCGAAGGAAACUAAAGAGAUUUUUCAACAUGUGUCUAUUUGUUAUUCGACAUUAACUCACAUCUUGUUUCAAUGUGUAAACGGUCAACGUGUUAUUGAUCACAGUGAUCAAAUGAACGAGCAUCUAAUAAAUAUGAAGUGGUAUCAUACAUCAUUACGCACAAGAAAAGUGAUUUAUCUCAUGCUAAUUAGAUCACGAGAAUAUUGUGUGCUAACUGCUGCAAAAAUGUUUAACAUAUCUAUGGAAACAUUCAGUACUAUUGUACGCACGUCAAUAUCAUAUUUCACCGUUUUACGCUCGGCUUAAUAAUUUCGUAAAUGACACAUUGUUUAAUUUUUUAUGGAAUUUUAUGAUAAAUC